This is a messenger RNA of Staurois parvus, 342 nucleotides long. The record is from the annotation of a GenBank genome assembly. Lineage: Eukaryota; Metazoa; Chordata; Amphibia; Anura; Ranidae.
UCACAAAGUCCCGGUUGGAGAUUCUCCGCUGGCACCUGGCGAUUGCCGAGCAACACUGACAGGGGGGAGGGACCUGUGUCAGUAACAUGCUGUUGUGUAUGCACAGCAGAGAAAUACACAGCAGCAUGUUUCCCCAGUAAAACACACACAGCACAUGUUACAAAACAGCACACAGUUAACCCUUUGAUCGCCCCGAUGUUAACCCCUUCCUGUCUAGUGUCAUAACUACAGUGUCAAUGCUAUUUUUUUAUUAGCACUGAUCACUGUAUCAGUGUCACUGGGGAUGUCAGUGGCAGUCAGUUCCCACCCAGUGUCAGAAUGCCCACCGCAGUCCCGCUAUAA